This is a messenger RNA of Melampsora larici-populina 98AG31, 456 nucleotides long. RefSeq lists its product as uncharacterized. The transcript is spliced from 3 exons. Bases 1 to 456 code for a protein of 151 amino acids. The record is from RefSeq and is a predicted model, not a curated record. Lineage: Eukaryota; Fungi; Basidiomycota; Pucciniomycetes; Pucciniales; Melampsoraceae.
AUGUUAUUUUCAUCCCCCGCAAUUGGUUGUGCUAUCUUCGUCUCAUCCGCCCUCUUCGUAGCAUCACACCCAAGUCCUCAAAGUUCAUCAGGGUCAUCUUCGAUGAACAAUAUGGGAAGCAGUUCAAUGGGAAGCGGUAGUAGUUCAAAAAUGACAGGCCAUAACGGUAUUCCGGGACACGCAGACGGUGACGACAUUCAUGAUGGAAUGUCUCAUACAUCAGAUGGAUCUCACUAUACACCUAGUACAUCAGGACGCAGUACAAACCUAGCCAGCACCGACGGAGGUCACAAUAGUGACGGAGGUCACAAUUCUGACGGAGGUCACAGUACUGGCGGUCACAAUUCUGAAAACGGUCAUUCAGGAGCUCAUCAUUCUGAUGCUCAUCUACCCGGGCCUAUUGCUGGAUGGGUCAUCUUCUCCGGAUUAGCUGGGUUGAUGACUCUUGCUCUAUAA